Messenger RNA from Ctenocephalides felis (cat flea), 663 nucleotides. RefSeq lists its product as uncharacterized. The record is from RefSeq and is a predicted model, not a curated record. The transcript is spliced from 4 exons. NCBI's taxonomy places the organism in Eukaryota, Metazoa, Arthropoda, Insecta, Siphonaptera, Pulicidae. Bases 1 to 663 code for a protein of 220 amino acids.
AUGAUUCAUGUUGCGAUUGCUUUUGCAGUUCUCGUUGUUGUUGGAAAAGCCCGCAUCCAAUUCGAGCACGAGUACGAGGGCGUUCAAGUGGUACCGAUACCAGAGGGAAAACUAAAGCGCGGAAGCGCGAAGCAGACUGGCGGCAUAUUCCAGUUCGGGUACCACCCAUGCCACUGCAUAUCGGGCGUCUGCUCCUGCUGCACCGGAAUUCUACUCGAUCUGCUCAAGGCCAAUGGCUGCAUGAAUCUCACGUACAUUCCGGAAGAAUUCGCCUUCGAACUCAAAAUGAUGAUCAAUGAUCGAGUUUUAUAUAAGAAUACUGUUACAGGUCGUAAUCCUCCACCAAUUUGUGUACGAGUCCCGAGACUGCAAUUCAUCCAGUUGUGCACAAAAUUCACAAAUGUGUACUUUAAGGGAAGAAAUCUUCAUUUAUGUGCUGAAAUGAAUGCUGAUUGGGAAGGCUUUGAUCUCUUCCAUCGAUCGUUUGACUGCGUUAUGAUAGGUGAUAAUGGAUUCCAUGUUCUUAAACCCGAAGACGGCGGUGUGCCACCAGGAUCGUCGCAGGGUCCUGAUUCCGAAAUUGAUCAAGGGGAUGAUGAAGAUGAAGAGUAUGACGAAAAUUUAGUUAGAAACUAUUUUGCGAUGUCCAGUUGGCUCAGAUAA